GCUAACCAAAGAGCCCACAAGGAUUCAUUUACGCAUUUCAUCAAACACCUUGGUUGCAAUGGUGGGGGGCCAUGCCAACACCACCACCAGCACCAAUGGCCGCACCAUCAAGCUUCUCGAGAUCCUCAACGUUCGGGUCGUUGGCAAUGGCGACCGCUUCCUCAUCCUUUCCCAUGGAUUCGGCACCGACCAAUCCGCAUGGCAACGCAUCCUCCCCUUUCUCACCCGCGACUACAAAGUCAUUCUCUACGACCUCGUCUGCGCCGGCAGCGUCAACCCCGACCACUUCCACUUCGAUCGCUACACCACCCUCGACGCCUUCGUCGACGAUCUCCUCGCCAUCCUCGAUGCUCUCCGUAUCCACCGCUGCGCCUUUAUUGGUCAUUCCUUCUCUGCCAUGAUCGGCAUCCUCGCCGCCAUCCGCCGCCCUGAACUUUUCUCUAAGCUCAUCCUCGUCGGCGCCUCCCCAAGGUUCCUCAACGACGGGGACUAUCACGGGGGAUUCAAUAGGGAGGAGAUCGAGAGAGUGCUCGCGGCGAUGAAGGCGAACUACGAGGCGUGGGCGAUGGGGUACGCACCGCUCGCGGUGGGUAGCGAUGUGCCGGCGGUGGUGCGGGAGUUCAGCCGGACGUUGUUCAACAUGAGGCCGGACAUCUCGUUGUUCGUCGCGCGUACGGUGUUCAAUAGCGAUCUGCGUGGCGUGCUGGAGCUGGUGUGCACGCCGUGCGUCAUCGUGCAGACGGCGAGGGACGUGUCGGUGCCGAUGUCGGUGGCGGCUUACCUCCGGGACCAUCUCGGUGGCCGGAGCACCGUCGAGAUCCUCCCGACCGAAGGGCAUCUCCCGCACCUGAGCGCGCCGCAGCUGCUCGGCCCCGUCCUACGCCGUGCGCUGACGCGGUGACUCACCGGGGGGGUGAUGAUAGUCGGUCAGCUUGGCUGAUGACACGUGGACAAUAAGAUAUGGAAACCCGGGGUGAUGAUCGCGAGGUGAUGUGGUCCAUCGUCCAUGCGCGAUGUGACCAUCCCCGUCCACGUGGAAGUCACGUGAUGCCAACUUUGUCUUUAUCUUCUUUCUUUUC
Molecule: messenger RNA, 1079 nt
Organism: Dioscorea cayenensis subsp. rotundata (Guinea yam)
Lineage: Eukaryota; Viridiplantae; Streptophyta; Magnoliopsida; Dioscoreales; Dioscoreaceae
Product: strigolactone esterase D14-like
Exons: 2
Coding region: 59-901 (280 amino acids)
Source: RefSeq, a predicted model, not a curated record